Messenger RNA from Rhinichthys klamathensis goyatoka, 2858 nucleotides. It is a transcript of the gene cul5a, whose product is annotated as cullin 5a. The coding region runs from base 61 to 2406 and encodes 781 amino acids. The record is from RefSeq and is a predicted model, not a curated record. Gene Ontology annotation, cellular component: Cul5-RING ubiquitin ligase complex; SCF ubiquitin ligase complex. Lineage: Eukaryota; Metazoa; Chordata; Actinopteri; Cypriniformes; Leuciscidae. Gene Ontology annotation, molecular function: ubiquitin protein ligase binding. Gene Ontology annotation, biological process: SCF-dependent proteasomal ubiquitin-dependent protein catabolic process; protein ubiquitination. The transcript is spliced from 19 exons.
GCUAGUUCUAAUACCGAACCAAUUCUCGCGAGAUCGGACGAGGGGAUAAGUUAAGGAAACAUGGCGACGAUGUCUCAUUUGUUAAAGAACAAGGGUUCCCUCCAGUUUGAGGACAAGUGGGAUCUUAUGCGCCCCAUUGUCCUCAAGUUGCUUCGCCAAGAGUCUGUAACUAAGCAGCAGUGGUUCGAUCUUUUCUCAGAUGUUCAUGCAGUUUGUCUAUGGGAUGACAAAGGACCUGCAAAGAUCCACCAGGCCCUCAAGGAGGACAUCUUAGAUUUUAUUAAGCAAGCUCAAGCGAGAGUGCUCAGUCACCAAGAUGACACUGCGCUCCUCAAGGCUUACAUCGUGGAGUGGAGGAAGUUCUUCACGCAGUGUGACAUUCUGCCCAAACCGUUCUGCCAGCUGGAGAUCACCCUGAUGGGCAAACAGGGCAGCAACAAAAAGUCCAAUGUGGAAGACAGCAUUGUUAGGAAGUUGAUGCUGGACACUUGGAACGAAUCUAUAUUCUCCAACAUCAAGAAUAGAUUGCAGGAUAGUGCAAUGAAGUUGGUCCAUGCCGAGCGGCUGGGAGAGGCGUUUGACUCGCAGUUGGUCAUCGGGGUCAGAGAGUCGUAUGUGAACCUGUGCUCCAAUCCUGAUGAUAAACUGCAGAUCUACAGGGAUAACUUUGAGAAAGCCUACCUAGACUCCACUGAGAGGUUCUACAGGACCCAGGCACCGUCCUACCUGCAGCAGAAUGGAGUACAAAACUACAUGAAAUAUGCUGACGCUAAGUUAAGGGAAGAGGAGAAACGUGCACUACGAUAUUUAGAGACACGACGUGAAUGUAACUCUGUACAAGCACUUAUGGAAUGUUGUGUGAAUGCGCUUGUAACGUCAUUUAAAGAAACUAUCUUGGCUGAAUGUCCAGGCAUGAUCAAACGGAAUGAGACUGACAAGCUGCACCUCAUGUUCUCUCUCAUGGAUAAAGUUCCUAAUGGGAUUGAACCCAUGCUGAAAGACCUUGAGGAUCACAUCAUCAGUGCUGGGCUGGCAGACAUGGUGGCCGCUGCCGAGACCAUCACAACAGACUCUGAGAAGUAUGUGGAGCAGCUCCUGACUCUGUUCAAUCGCUUUAGUAAAUUAGUAAAGGAAGCUUUUCAGGAUGAUCCUCGGUUCCUGACAGCCAGAGACAAAGCAUACAAAGCAGUUGUAAAUGAUGCCACAAUAUUUAAGUUGGAGCUGCCAUUAAAACAGAAGGGAGUGGGCCUCAAAACACAACCAGAGUCAAAGUGUCCGGAGCUGCUUGCCAACUAUUGUGACAUGCUGCUAAGAAAGACACCCCUCAGCAAAAAGCUGACCUCAGAGGAGAUUGAGCUCAAACUGAAGGAAGUGCUGCUUGUGCUAAAAUACGUCCAGAAUAAGGAUGUGUUCAUGAGAUACCACAAAGCCCACCUGACCAGGCGUCUGAUCCUGGACAUCUCAGCGGACAGUGAGAUCGAGGAGAACAUGGUCGAGUGGCUCAGGGAAGUUGGGAUGCCUGCUGACUAUGUGAACAAGCUAGCUAGAAUGUUCCAAGACAUCAAAGUGUCCGAAGAUCUUAACCAGGUUUUCAAGGAGGUGCACAAACACAACAAGCUGGCUUUACCAGCGGACUCUGUUAACAUAAAGAUCUUGAAUGCUGGAGCUUGGUCACGCAGCUCAGAGAAAGUGUUUGUGUCUCUGCCCACCGAGCUGGAAGAUCUCAUCCCUGAGGUGGAGGACUUCUACAAGAAGAACCACAGCGGCCGCAAACUCCACUGGCACCACCUCAUGUCUAAUGGCAUUAUCACUUUCAAGAAUGAAGUAGGGCAAUACGACCUGGAGGUCACGACCUUCCAAUUGGCUGUACUUUUUGCCUGGAACCAAAGACCACGCGAGAAGAUCAGCUUUGAGAAUCUGAAACUUGCCACUGAGCUGCCUGACGCCGAACUGAGACGAACUCUCUGGUCUCUUGUUGCCUUCCCAAAGCUCAAACGUCAAGUGCUGUCAUACGAACCGCCAGUGAGCUCUCCCAAAGACUUCACGGACAGCACAUUGUUUUUCGUUAACCAGGAAUUCUCCUUGAUAAAAAAUUCCAAGGUUCAAAAGAGGGGGAAGAUAAACCUAAUCGGCCGAUUGCAACUGACGACGGAGCGAAUGAGAGAAGAGGAGAACGAAGGCAUCGUCCAGCUUAGAAUAUUACGAACACAGGAGGCCAUCAUUCAGAUCAUGAAGAUGCGUAAGAAGAUCACAAACGCUCAGCUGCAGACCGAGCUGGUGGAGAUCCUCAAGAACAUGUUCCUCCCUCAGAAGAAAAUGAUCAAGGAACAGAUCGAGUGGCUCAUUGAGCACAAGUACAUCAAGAGAGACGAGACGGACAUUAACACCUUCAUCUACAUGGCGUAGCGCGGAAACGACUCUGAAGAUGAUCUGUAACCGUUCCCAAGGACGACGUACCUGUCGAGGAUCAGCAGCGGGGGGAGGGAUGGUGAUGUCUCAAAGAUGCUGCUGUUCUGGUGGCCUAGUCAUGAGCUUGUUUUUACGACAGACAGUCACACAUCAGAUAAAAAAUGUAUUUAAAAAAAAAAAAUCCCUGCCUUACCUUACAGCGAAGACACAUGGGGAUCAGAAUAGGAGAUUAAAAAAAUAGGAAAAAAGACAAAGGAUUCUAUUUUUGCCAUUGGUAGUCAGUAUGCAUGGUGGGCGUUUGGCCUUUUGUAUGUGUACAUCUCCAGCAGCAUGCGGUCAGUGUGAAUGUCACAUUCAUCCGAGGACUUGCUUGUGUGUGCCGUGUUACGAGUGUGUUUUUUUUUUUUUUCCUUCCCACAUCCUCCGUCUGGACCCUGCCAUGUCCCAUC